UUUUAGUCGUGUAAUAAUUGAUUUUUACGCUACAAAAGUGCCCUUCUCUCAUGAAAACAUUUGUUUCCAUACUGCGGCAUUACAAGUGUUUGAAAAAUGAAGACGAUGCGCCUGAAAACUCCGCUCAAGGUAGCAGCGCCAAGGUCGGCCAUCAAAAGCCGUGGAAAUUCUGGCAACAACUUGGUAAGAGAUCCUGUCCAAGUGUACUGCCGCAUUCGACCGCCACCGUGCGAAUCCGAUCUUAUCUGUUUACGCGUCACCGAUGCUCAUACGGUCGUUUUGACGCCGCCAGAAAUAGCUAUCAACUACAAGGUAGCUAAUCUGAAGGAAACACAGUACAUCUUUAAGCGUGUGUUCGACGACUCGAUCCGGCAGCAUGAAGUAUACACGUCGGUCGCGCAACCACUGGUGGAGGGAUUGAUUCGUGGCCGAAAUGGGCUACUGUUCACGUAUGGCGUUACCGGGAGUGGCAAAACGUACACCAUGACUGGGGAUCUGCAGCAUCGCGGUAUAAUGCCCCGAUGCUUGGAUGCACUGUUUCGUACGAUUGCCGACUUUCAGGCUAAGAAGUACACCUUUAAAUCGGAUCGGCUUAACGGGUUCGACAUUCUUACCGAGGCGGAGGGUUUGCUCGAGCGACAAGCGGAGAUGAACGCCAAACUGACAAAAACAACAAGAAAAAAGGAUCUCGAUCAAGAGGUGGCAUCGCAAGCUUCGGUGGAACCAUCGGAAAUAAGUGGCAUUGAGGAGGAUAAUAUCUACGCCGUAUUUAUAAACUAUGUAGAAGUGUAUAAUAACAGCGUGUACGAUUUAUUGGAAGAAACCACCAUUCAGAAAACAAUGCAAAGCAAAAUGAUCCGAGAAGACGCCAAUCACAACAUGUUUGUCCACGGCGUGACUGAGGUAGAGGUGAAGUCGGUUGAAGAUGCACUGGAACUGUUCCAGAUUGGGCAAAAGCGAAAGCGAAUGGGUCACACGAUCUUGAACGCAGAAUCCAGCCGGUCUCAUUCCGUUUUCACCAUUCGACUCGUUCAAGCCCCAGUAGACGUACAGGGAGAGAAUGUGGUCCAGGACCGUAACGCCAUUACGGUCAGUCAGCUUUCGUUGGUAGAUUUGGCAGGCAGCGAGCGUACGAACCGGACGGGCAAUACGGGCCAACGGUUGCGUGAGGCAGGCAAUAUCAACAACAGUUUGAUGACGCUGCGAACUUGUUUGGAAAUUUUGCGCGAAAAUCAGCAAACCUGCGGUGGGAAGAAGGUGCCGUACCGCGAUUCCAAGAUUACACAUCUGUUCAAGAACUAUUUCGACGGUGAAGGACAGGUGCGGAUGAUUGUGUGCGUAAAUCCGCGGGCGGAAGACUACGACGAAACGGCACAGGUGAUGAAGUUUGCCGAAAUGACCCAAGAUGUACAGAUCGCGCGACCAACACCGAUCAAGCUCGAUAUGGGUCUUACACCGGGCCGUCGUCGUGCGAACCAGCUGUUUAAGUUGGCGUACGACGAACUGGCCGAAAGAAACCAUCCUCAGCAGCAGCAGCAUCAAAAUGUCGAUCGAAUUGAGAUCGAUCUCGGGCUGGUCUACAGCUUGGAACCGUUUGUGGCGGAAAUGAAGCUCGGAUCGCCGGAAAGUAACGAGCUGAUUCGCAAGUUGUCAGAGAUAUUGGAGCUGCGAAUGAAGAAGCGUAAACUACUGGAUGAAGAUUUCAACGUGCGACAAAAUCGGUUCCGCAUGAAUUUACACAAAAUGGAAAGCGAAAACUUGGCCCUUCGCACCGAAAGUGUUUCGCUCAAGGGAGUUCUUGCCCAGAACAAGCAGAAAAUUACCGCUCUAGAGAACAAGAUCGUGAUUUACGAGAGUUCGAUCGAUGAUCUGAAUCGUCGCAAUCGGGUGUUAGAGGAGCGCGUGCGGGAGUUACAAACGCAGUUGAAUCAGAAAACGCAGCUCGUCAGCCAGAAGGAGCUGGAAAAGGAAAGGCAAAGGAAAAAGUUUACGUCCAAAUUUGCUGUCGAGUCGGAAAAGAUGAGCCGCGAGCUAGAGCUCAAGCUGAUGGAACAAAAGAAUAAGCUACAGGAUGAAAUGCGGGACAAGGAAGAGCGACUCCGAAUGGUUUCGGAAAUUGUCCAGGGCACACCGGUCAAGCGGACUCGUUCAAAUAGUUUCGAUAAAGACUUUCAACGGUUGGAAUCGACGCCGAAUGUCAAGUCGCUCGUGUCGGCUUAUGCUGCGCCGCGUUCUUCCAGGCCCGGUACAGCGGUCUCGAACACUAGACACCGUCGGUCCCGCUCGACUGGUGAUCGUUGGCUGGAACACCGUGCAGCCAAUACCGUCCCACUGGGUACGAUCCUGCAACCGUACUACAGUAACUCCAAAUCCGUUACCAAACUAACCGACAAGGAUGUGCUGGCCGAAAAGACAACAAAGUAUUGUCUGAUACAGCAGGACGCAGAUACGGAAGGUGAGCUGGAAACAAAACUGUACAAAGGGGACAUUAUUCCGACCUGUGGUGGAGGUGCACAGGUAGUCUUCAACGAUGUCGAGUGUCUGAAACAGUAUUCGCCCACUAAGACGCCACCAAAUAGGAAACGAUCUGGUAAUUUAAUCACUCCGAGUGCUCCGCCUUUGAGUGAAAUACAAAACAUCAAUUCCAAAUGUAGUACGGCUAUCGAAGGACAUGCCGUAGCAGAUGGACAAAACAAGCGGUCACGCCACUGAU
Messenger RNA from Anopheles maculipalpis, 2713 nucleotides. It is a transcript of the gene pav, whose product is annotated as kinesin-like protein KIF23. Gene Ontology annotation, molecular function: ATP hydrolysis activity; microtubule motor activity; ATP binding. Bases 97 to 2712 code for a protein of 871 amino acids. Lineage: Eukaryota; Metazoa; Arthropoda; Insecta; Diptera; Culicidae. Gene Ontology annotation, cellular component: microtubule; nucleus; kinesin complex. Gene Ontology annotation, biological process: microtubule-based movement. The record is from RefSeq and is a predicted model, not a curated record. The transcript has 4 exons.